UAUUUCUUUUCUAAAUCUGAAGUGACGCUGAAAUGUUAAAUGAGCACGCGCGGUGAGGAAGAGGAGGGCAGUAAAAGAGAGAGAGAGGGAGGGAGUGAGCACGCGCGCACAGAUGCAGGGGGUGGAAGGGUUUGGAACAGUUUUUCAGGAACAUGGACCUGACACGCAGCGCAGCUGCCGGCGGAGCGGCGGUGGGACCGGAAUGCGAUUCUGCCACCUUGCGCGCGUUCCCGUGAGUCCUUCACUCCUGAAGGCAGCGGACGGAGUUCGGCGGCGGCUUCGGCCGGCCGCGGAGUCACAGAGGGCUGGAGGAGGAUGCGGGGCGGACCGUCGCUGACCUGAGCUCUGUCCACACCUGCUCCGGCCGGAUCAGGAACAUGCGCGCACGGCGCGGCCGCUUGGCUGCGCGCGGGAUGCGGACUCGGCGCGCCCUCUGAGCGCAGCAGAGCGCAGCGGGCGCGCGUCAGGCGGCGACACUUUUGGAGGUUUGCUGCUUCCUUUGAAGUCACAGAGAAAACUGGUCGUUUAUCAUCAGCUCCUGCGUCCACAUGGCUUCAGUGGCGUCGAGCAUUGUGUACGCAGCUGGAGACAAACAGAUGGACCUUAGCGAUGGAUCCUGAAGGAAUAAUAUGCGCAAGAUUGUCUGUAAUGAUGGGAGUUUAAGGACGAUUGAAGGAUUAAUGAGGAACUUGAUCUGUAUAUCGUUUUGAAAUGGAGAUCCAGUGGCGUUCAUGGAGUAAGGGCUGCGUCUCUUUCCUGAGGCCGUGGAUUCCUGUGCUGCUGGGCCUCCACCUCCAGUUCUCAAGGGCCUCCAACUGUCCCGAGGAGUGCCGCUGCGAGCGAACAUUUGUUUACUGCAACGAGCGCAGCCUAACCUCAGUGCCUCUGGGAAUCGGCGAGGGCUACAAGACCCUCUACCUCCACAACAAUCAGAUCAACAAUGCUGGCUUUCCGCUGGAGCUCCACCAUGUGGCCUCCGUGGAAACAGUGUAUCUCUACGGGAACGAGCUGGACGAGUUCCCUUUCAACCUGCCUAAAAACGUGCGGGUUCUCCAUCUGCAGGAGAACAACAUUCAGACCAUUUCCAGAGCGGCUCUGGCGCAGCUCCUCUGGCUUGAGGAGCUGCAUUUGGACGACAACUCCAUCUCCACGGUGGGGGUGGAGGACGGGGCGUUUCAGGAAGCUGUGAGCCUGAAGAUGCUGUUCCUCACCAAAAACCACCUGAGCAGCGUGCCUAUUGGUCUGCCGGACGUCCUGAAGGAGCUGAGGCUGGACGAGAACCGGAUUGCGGUAAUUGCGGAGGAGGCGUUCCAGAACGUCACGCGUCUGGAGCGCCUCUUGCUGGAUGGAAACCUGCUGACGGAUGAAGGGAUCUCUCCAGGGACCUUCCAGGGCCUGGUCACUCUGCGGGAGCUCUCUUUGGCCCGCAACUCUCUGACCUAUCCCCCCUCGCUUCUUCCGGGGGAGGUCCUGGUCAAGUUAAGCUUCCAGGAAAACUUGAUAACUCAGAUCCCAGUGAGAGCGUUUGCAGGCCUUCACAAGCUAGAGAAGCUGGAUGUGUCCAACAACCAGCUGCAGUCUUUGGCGCCGGGCAUUUUUGAUGGCCUCUUCAGCCUCAGGCAGCUCAUGGUGAGAAACAACCCCUGGCUGUGUGACUGCAACAUGGGGUGGGUGGUGUCUUGGCUGAAAUCCCUGCCCGCCUCCUUAAACGUGCGCGGCUUCAUGUGUCACAAACCCGAGAAGUUUCGGGGUAUGGCGAUCCGGGAGCUGAGUGCUGACCUUCAAUGCUCACAGCCAACGUCGCCGUCUGACUCUAGACCAGGGCUUUCUGCGCCCACAAAUCCAUCAUUGGUCCCUCGUGUCUCCAGGAGACCCGCUCUCACACUCCCCACCCUCUACCCCAUCUACACCACCAGGGAGGAGGGAAUGAGGACUAAGACGCCCCUGCAGGUCACUUUCACCUCUCUAAAUGGGUCAGAAAUCCACGUGAGAUGGGCAGCUGCGUUUCCGGUCACUGCCUACAAGGUGACCUGGGCGAGGAUGGACCCCAGUCUGACGGGGGACACAGUCAGGGAGAGGAUAGUGGGCGGGGGUCAUCGGGGUAUCAGACUGGCUAAUCUGCAGCCUAAAUCCACCUACCGCAUCUGUGUCAUCCCCCUGGAUGAAUUUAAUAACUACCGGCCCAAGGAUGACACCGUGUGCACCGAGGUUGUGACCACAGGGCAAUUUUUCAGCCCCGAGGACAACAACAGCAACAACAGAAGGCGCUCCAGGCCUGAACAGGCCACACAGCCCGAGCCCGGCUCACCCUUCCUGCUGGCCGGGCUGAUCGGAGCGGCCGUGAUCCUGGUCCUGGUCUUCCUGCUGGGAAUCUUCUGCUGGCACGUGCACAGAAAGGGCCGCUCUAAAUCUGAGUGGAAAUACAACCGCGGCCGGAGAAAAGACGACUACUGCGAGGCAGGCACCAAGAAGGAUAAUUCCCUGCUGGAAAUGACGGAAACCGGCUUCCAGAUUGUCUCGCUCAACAACGAGCAGCUCCUUAAGGCAGACUUCCGCAUUCAGCCUAUUUACACCCCAAAUGGGGGCACGGCCUUCAGAGACUGCCCCCCAGGGAACAACAGCACAGUUUACUGCAAGAACAACGUUCAGGAUGCAGACUUUUGUCAUUCGUGACAAUUUCUGAGCAUUUUUACUGACAGCAAACUGUGUAGAGUGUUAAUCCUGUUUGAGACGUGGAAUUUAUACAACAGACUGGACUUUUCUAGAACGUUGGAGAUAAAAGUUAAGGAUCUAUGCUGUUUCAGUUUUGUACACGCACAAACAAACAGCUUCAUGUCAUUGUUUUGUUGUUUCAGUGAAGGAUUUUUGCAGUCAAACGGCAUUAUCAGAAUAUGAUCUGUAGCUGGAGGACAGAAUCCAGAUGGCAGAUGUGUUUGGUUUAAUUCCAGCCGCCUACGGUUCUCACUGACUGGUGUUUUGUGGUCCUGAUGUUUCCCAAAAGUCAUAAUGUGGCUUUAAUUGUUGUUCUUUCAUUAUUGGGGUCAGAUUCGGAUCAGGUCUCUUGAUUUAACUCUAAAGACACCUUGGAGUCUUUAUAGAGAAGAUAAAAGCCCAUCGGGGUGUCAUUGUGACAUCACAGUGUGACCAUGGAGAUAUUUUAAUUCUAACAGACAAACUGCCAGAAAAAUGUAAAAAAAAAAAAAAAAAAAAAAACUUCAAUUGACCGAAUUACUUUUCACGGUUGCCAUGGUGACACCAUGAAACCAAACCUCCAGUACUGUACACCUGGGCAUAGUUACAGGGCAGCUGUCCUGAUGUCUUCUGUGCAGCAAGUGUGUAAGUUUUUUUUUUUGCCUUUUUCACAUCUAUUGGUAAAGAUGGUGCAUUACGUUGCGACGGUGACAGUUCUUAUAUGAUGUAAAAGAUUUUGUGGUUGAAAGAUAAGAAUGAGGAUCUUUUUUUCACAUUUCUUUACACCUUAAAACCGUCUUAUGGGGAAGUAGCAGAAGGGGGACCAACAGCAUAGCUGUCUCUCAGCUGAUCCAUCAAACAUCCCUCCAGGUGUAAGAAGAUGCUGGUGAUACGCUGGACUGUGUCUGUUUGGACUUUAAACAGGGCAGGUACACAAGGACAACUUAUUUUUUUUUUCAAUAUAUUGCUCCCAUCUGUCAAACCUUGUCAAAAUGGGACUGGAUCUACCCCCCCUUAUUUUUCUUUUCUUUUUGGACCCUACAGUUUCUGUUUUUUUUAAUUUUUUUUUAUUUUGCUUUCCUCCACAGCAACUGUGACAGCAGUUACAUGCACAACGAUAUUCUGACUUUAGCCCAAAUGAGCUCUAACCUUAACCAAUGCAAGUCAUUUCCGUAUUUUUCGGACUAUAAAUCACUAAUGAGCAUUAGUUCCAGCAGCCAAGAAAUGCUAAAUAAGUAUAUUUAGCCCUCAUAAAUAAGCAGGACUUUUGGGAGACAUCUAUAUAACAAAAUACAGGAACCAGAACUUACAUUUCAUUUAGAAAGGCAACUUUAAUAAAAUUCAAUUUUAAGGUUUUUUAUUGCCAUUGUCAGUGAACAAAACAGUUUCACAGACUAGGAAUUUGCUGCGGUGCCAAUGUGCCACAUACAACACUAAUAAUAAUAAAAAAUAUAAACAAAAUAAAAUAAAUAACAGAAUAGAUUGCAAUAACAGAUUGAAUUUCUGUACACUUCACUACCUAACACAUUUAUGCUUAUUUAGCUUCAUGAAACACAGAAAGAAUCUAGUAUAUUAGUGCAAAAUAUUAACAACUAUUAAGAUAACCAAGCAUAAGGAACAUGCUAACAAGUCAACUAAACCCUUUAUAUCACUUUAAAUCCCUAAAUUUUUGGUAUUCGUCAUUCUCUGUGUCACUUUGGAACAAUUUUGUCCAGCCUGGCAUAAGACUGAACAGUGCUUCUUCUUCUGUGUUGCUGUCAGUAGGAAACACUGAGACACACACCUACAGCGCCCCCAACAGUUAAAGCUAUUUAUAAAAAUAAAAUCACAUAUAAGUUUCACCCCUGCCCAACUAUGUGAAAAAACUGUGACUUAUUCUCCGAAAAAUAUGGUAAUUAUGGUAGUAUCUUUAAAAGAGGCAUUGGAAUCCUGAUUUGCUUUAUCACUGUUUUCUGACUAUAGGCUAACAGAUAUUUUAGUAAAAUAAACUAAUGAACACUCUGGCAGAUCUGAAUGAAAACUGUGGGCUAAAAAUAUAUUGGCUGAGCUAUUAAAUGUAGUACAAAUAUUGUGCUUUAUCUAGACACAACAGUUGACAGUACAGUGGCCCCUCAUUUAUCGCAGGAGUUGUGCUUUUACAAAUAAACUCCUCACCACACACGUUCCAUAUGUUUUACACUUUUCUCUUAUGUUUAAACUUUCAUAAAAACAGAAGUCCAGAGUUAUAGAAUAAAAGCAAAGAUCUGAUCUCGAUCAAUGAUGUAUAGAUUCGGCGAAAAGAACGUCUUCUGCACAGGGCACAAUAAGGUAUUGAUUGACAAGUUCUACAGCCAAUCAGGACAGAGACCACAGUGCACAAGAAAAGAAUAUUACAUCGAGAAAAAAGAAAAAGAAAAACAAUGAAACCAUGAAAGGUGAAGUGCGAUACAGCAAGGGAACACUGUAUUCAUUGUUCUUUUCACAGAAAACUACAAAAUACACAUUAAGAAAUGGUUAAGAAUAGGCA
Oryzias latipes (Japanese medaka) is the source of this 5197-nucleotide messenger RNA. Its product is annotated as leucine-rich repeat transmembrane protein FLRT2. NCBI's taxonomy places the organism in Eukaryota, Metazoa, Chordata, Actinopteri, Beloniformes, Adrianichthyidae. The record is from RefSeq and is a predicted model, not a curated record. Gene Ontology annotation, molecular function: protein binding.